AUGGAUCAUUCGGGGCGCGCGGCGCACAACGACCCCAUCGUGCGCCAGGUCGGCUUCUUCGCGCCCUCCGCCGCACCCCCCGCCGGCCAAUCUGCCGCGCCCUCCGCAACCCCCGCCGACGGAGACGGGCUGCCGCCGCUGCCAUUCCUCGCGUCCGCGUCGCCGUCGCCGCCUUUCGUGCCGUCAGUCCCUCCGAUUCCGUCGCUGCCAAUCAACGUGCCACUGCCGUCGUAUCAGCGCCCCUCGCCCAUCGCGGAGGGCAGCGAGUGCUCCGAAAGUCUCCCGCCCGACGAUUCCUACCUAUCGUCGUCCGCCACGUCAGCGGCCCCGUCCGGCGCGGUGUUCGGUUCCGUGUCUGACGUCAGCGGGCCAAUCCUCUCUGUUUCCGCCGCCACUGUCGCCCGCGCGGGUGCGGCGGCGGCGCAGCAGGAAGCGGCGGAUGGCGCAAAACCCAGCCGGGAAAAGCAGGCGGGCGCGCCAGGGCGGGGGGCGGCCGCCGCGGGGGGAGGGGCGGGCGGAUCAGCGGGGGCGGCGGGAGGGGCAGUGGCCGCGGGGAGGUCGCCGGCGGACAGCAGCAGCAGCGCGGGGGGGAGUCCGCGCAGCGCGGGGAGCCUUGGCGUGCGGGGCGCCGCCAAAGCCGCCUCCGCUGUGGUGCCCGCGUCCCUGCCCACGGUGAUGGACGGGAGGGCGGGCGGCAAGAAGGUGACGUCAAAGGCGGAGAGGCGCGCCCUGCAGGAGGCUCAGCGCGCUGCCAAGGCCGCCGCUGCUGGUGGUGCUGCUGGCGGUGGCGGUAAAGCCCAUGCCAUGACCUGUCACCAGUCCCUCGCUUCCCUCUGCCUGUACGACCGUGCAGGUGGAAAGGGCGCAGGAGGUGCAGGCGGAGGAGGGGGCAAGGGUGGGAAGGGGAAGGAGGGCGGGCAGCAGGGCGGAGGGAGGAGGGCAAGCGGGGAAUCCGCUGCAGUGUCUGCUGCAGGGACGGGGGUAGGGGACGUGGAGGGGGGUGGGCGGAGCAGCAGUGGGAGCGUGGCUGGCGCACAGAAAGGGGGAGGGGCCGGGGGGAAGGGAGGGGGAGGGCGGGGAGGGGAGGACGGGCAGCACAAGUCCAGCUCACUCCGCGGGGGGUGGCAGCAGCUGAUGGCUGACGUGGCAGCGGUGGAUUCGUCGCUGCGAGUGGAUCUGUUCCGGCACCUGCCGCAGUUUGACCGGGCGGCGCAGAUUGCUCUGGUGGAGGCGCGGCUGCUGGACGAGGAGGACUCCCCCCUCUCCGUGCACCCCGCCGUCUAUGAGGUGGGGAUGCGGUUCCUACAGCAGGAGCAGCGCCUGCAGGGCGGCAACGAGCGCUGCCUGGCCAUGCUGCACGCGCUGCGCCGCCUCUUCCUCGACCACCGCGUGCCGGACAACCGGCCCCCCAUCCGCGACCUCACAGCGCGCCUCAACGCGCACGUCGCCUUCCUCAUCGCGUGCCGCCCUCUCUCAGUGGGCAUGGGCAACGCAGUGCGCGCGCUGAAGCAGUGCCUCACGCGCAUGGGCGCGGACCCGGGCGUGCAGGAGGGCGCGGCGCGCGCGGCGGUGGUGGCGGAGAUCGACCGGUUUGUGGCGGAGAAGCUGGUGUUCGCCGGGCAGGAGGUGGUGCGCCAUGCUGCAGGGAAGAUCCGAAAGGAGGGCGAUGUCAUUCUCACCUUUGGAUGGUCCGAGCUCGUGCUGGAGGUGCUGCUGUCGGCAGCGCGAGCAGGGCACAGGUUCAGAGCCAUAGUGGUGGACUCACGGCCGCACCUGGAGGGCAAGGAAAUGGUGCGCCGCCUGCUCACGGGCGGCAUCUCUUGUCUCUAUCUGCGGCUCAACGCCGCAUCGUACAUCAUGAAGGAUGUGACACGUGUGUUCCUGGGGGCAGCAGCAGUACUGGCGAACGGAGCAGCGUAUGCGAGGGUGGGGACGGCAGCGGUGGCGAUGAUGGCGCAUGCACAGCGCGUGCCGGUGCUGGUGUGCUGCGAGUCCAGCAAGUUCCAUGAGCGCGUGCAGCUCGACUCCAUCACCCACAACGAGAUCGGCGAUCCACAAGUGCUUAUCAGCACGGGCGUGUCACCGCUCUCGCCAACAUCACCGCUGCCAUCGGAACCGUCCGACACAUCAGAGGCGGCGGAGGCGGCACCGCUGCAGCACUGGCAGAGCACGGCCAACCUGCGCCCCCUCAACAUCCAGUUUGACCUCACACCAGCGGACUACAUCACGGGCAUUGUCACCGAGAUUGGCGUGGUGCCCACAUCCAGCGUGCCUGUCAUCCUGAGAGAGUGUCGCAACCAGCCCUUCUAG
Closterium sp. Naga37s-1 is the source of this 2310-nucleotide messenger RNA. The record is from the annotation of a GenBank genome assembly. NCBI's taxonomy places the organism in Eukaryota, Viridiplantae, Streptophyta, Zygnematophyceae, Desmidiales, Closteriaceae.